Lactuca saligna is the source of this 444-nucleotide messenger RNA. NCBI's taxonomy places the organism in Eukaryota, Viridiplantae, Streptophyta, Magnoliopsida, Asterales, Asteraceae. The record is from the annotation of a GenBank genome assembly.
AUGGAAGUAACCUGUGGGAAGAAACUGACUAUACGAAGCCCAUUCCACCUACAAUUAGGAGGAUACCAGAAUGACCCAGUGUCAAAAGAAGGAGACAUGUCUCUGAUCAUGAAGAAAAAUACCCCCAAGUGUCUUCCAAUGGAAGAAUUACCAAAAUUGGAUCCUAAUUUGACUAACUGGACAGAAUCUAGAAGAGGUGAUAGAGGUGGGGGUAGUGGAUCUGGUAGAAGAGGUAAGAGAGGUGGUGGUAGGGGGACUAGAGGAAAAGGCAAAAGAGGUAAAGGGAAUACAAAAUUUGGUGAGGGAACUUCUAAUAUUGAUGAAGAAAAUGUGGUGACUCCUACUGUUAAGAGUGAUAAUGAAGAGGUAAGAGAUGUGGAGAGUCCUAACGUUGAUGAUGAAAUAAGAGUGGAUGUAAAGAGUGAUAUCGAUUUCAUGAGAUAG